AUGUCACCUCGAUCGAGGAAAAAUGCCGUGAGCCAUUUCAAUAUCAUGGUGGUCGGGUUCUCGGGCGCUGGCAAAACGUCGUUUAUACGCACUCUGUUGGAAUCGUUAAAGAUGAGCAUGCCACAUGACAAACGGAAUUCGUUCUUUCAUCAGCCCGAACUGCCUAGUGAAGCCCACGGACCUUUACAAAAGACCGCAUCACCUUACACGAUAUCGAUGAAUAUCGAGGUGGACGGGGAAAAGGUGGCCCUGACCCUUAUUGACACACCGGGAUUCCAAACCGAAUACAUGGUCGAUAAACAGUUGCAAGAUAUUGUAGGCUACAUGGAACAUCAGUUUGAUCUUGCCCUCAACGAGGAAACAAAAGUGAAACGUAAUCCAAAAGCCGUUGAUACCCAGGUCCAUGCUUGUCUGUACUUCUUGGACCCUUCAAAACGUACAUUGGGUGAAUAUGAUAUCCGUAUUCUUAACCGAUUAGCGCAACGAGCCAAUGUGAUUCCCGUGGUUGGCAAAGCAGACACGUUAACCGCCGCUCAACGUCGUCGUCUGCGACCGGCCAUUAUGGAAAGCAUCUACAAUGUACACAAGAUACCUAUCUAUGGAAUGCCCGAAGACGAUGAGGAGGACGACGAAGAUGAAGACGAAGACGAGAAUGAGAACGCUAACAUUGAGGAGAAACGUGACGAGGCCGAUGCCGCCCCGCCAUUGGAUGAAUUUUUGCAGCAGUUUGAUUACAACGAGGAGGAUGAGGAAACACAGGCAUUUAUUGACUAUUUACGUAUGAUUCCUUAUUCGGUAAUUGCGUAUGAGGAUGAACCUGAGACGGGCCGCCCGAUUGAGAUUGAGGGUGUAGCACUUGGCCGGGAUUACGGAUGGGUGACCAUUGACUGUCUGAGUGACAAAUACAGUCAUUUCAUCAGUCUAAAAGAUAUGCUGCUCGGCACCCAUCGACGUAUUCUGCAAAGUGAAACCGUGGAACGAUACUACGAACGAUAUCGUACCGAACGAUUACUGAUCAAACGAGCCACCAAGCUGAAAAGUAUGGACGUUGGACAGAAAAUCCUCGAGGACUUGAACCAUCUUUAA
Molecule: messenger RNA, 1086 nt
Organism: Radiomyces spectabilis
Lineage: Eukaryota; Fungi; Mucoromycota; Mucoromycetes; Mucorales; Radiomycetaceae
Product: Septin-domain-containing protein
Exons: 3
Coding region: 1-1086 (361 amino acids)
Biological process (GO): cytoskeleton-dependent cytokinesis
Cellular component (GO): septin complex; microtubule cytoskeleton; septin ring
Molecular function (GO): GTP binding; molecular adaptor activity; GTPase activity
Source: RefSeq, a predicted model, not a curated record